CACUGGCACUGUGACGUAAAUUGUGCUCUUGUUAGUAAUAUCCAGGUGCAUGAAUUAUCGUGAUGUGCGGAGAUCCCCUCCGAACCCCUUUCUAUGGAAGUCCCAAAACCCGUUCCUAUGAUCUUAGACAUAUCUACCUCCCCUGUUCCCGGAAGCACUCGCAUCCUCACGCAUCUUCAUCCCAUCUCUGUAGCUCUGUCCGGAUCAUGCCGACUCUGCAUCCCGGAUCCUGAGACGCGGAUCCACGCGCCAUCGUCGCAUGGACCAGUACUUUGUGAUUCCGGCAGCUAUGCAUCCCCCAAUUUUGAAACACCGCGCAACCCGGAGUCGUUCGAGGCUGAACGUGGAGGAUGGGAAAGGUCGCCUACUACAUUUCUGCAUUAUCAUCGUUGGCGAUCCGAGCGUUGUUGGAUCUGAGACUCGAUUGCGCUGUGUUGUCGUCACACCCGUGCUCUGCCAACCGUGACGCGGUCCCGGCGCCGCGAGGUAUCACUUUCAUGGGAGGCUCAAUAUGGGAAUUUCACAUUUGCGGAUUGACGCAUCGUGCGUCGGGUUUGAGCAAAGCUUUACCUUGGGCGAAAUGUAAGGAGGUGGUCACCGGCUCAGUUCCAGGGGUAUAUAGGCUCUCCCUUGCUCGUCUCACAGCUCACUUCCUCAGACAAGAAAAAAAUCGAGUUUUGCGCUUAACUCGAUGCCACCUCCGCCGCCAGUACCCAAGCGCGCCCCUUUCCGGCCUCGCCAAUUCUGCCGAUCGCCAACCCAGCACCUCCAAAAACCAACGUCAACCGAACACCCUCAAAACCACCACCACGACACCACCCACGCCGCAACCCCCUCCAAAACAACCCCUCUCGCUCUUCCCCCACCCAGCUCCUCACCCACCCCUCGCAACGGCAUCACUGGCCCCUUCCCACCCCGGCCCCCCACCCCGCGCGCCCGCCGGACCACCCUCGUGUCCGCCGCCCAUCCCAGCCGUGGACGAACCCGCGCCUCCGCCCGCCUCGUGGCCCAUCUCCCACUUCUCCUCCUCGCCGACCUCCCCCUUUAACCCACCACCAACGACCGCAAACCCGCGCCUCCCCGCGCCCUCCUCCCAGCCGCCCUACCCGACCCCCCCCCGGCGCCGCGCGCCGUCGCUGGUCCCUCUACAACGCUUUCGCGCCUGCGCUCCUGCCCCAGCUACCGGACCCGCGCACGCAGCGGCUUGCUCGAAGCGCAGCGGGCUACGCGGCUGUGGAAUCCGAGUAAUAGCACGCCGCGCAUGCGUCGGCUGACGACGACGACCACUACAACGGAGAGAAGGGCGCGUGGGAGAGCGCGGUCAGGAGCGAGUGUUGCGCAGCCAGCGAUUCCGCGCGGCAUCCGCAGCUGACGAAGGGGGAGAUUGAAGGAGAGAUUCAGGGUGCGGGGGAUAUUGAGUUUAUUGGCGGGAAGGAUAAGGGUGGUGCUGGUGAUUAUCCGCUGCUGAGUUUGAGGGAGCAGAGGUUUAGUCGGGAUUCGAGCGGACGGAGUAAUCGCGUUAGUCUGCCGAGGAGCGUGACAUGGAUUGAUAUACGGCGCAGUUUUAGCCUUGUGGCUGAGGAUUUUGCGGCAGGUGCGACGGUAGAGCACGGCGAUAAGGGAAAGGGAAAAGAUAUCGAAGGAAACAGACGAGUAUAUAUUAAGCGACGAUCAACGGGCUACCGCAAACGGGGACAGUUAAUUGCCUCGUUGCAAACACCCGUCGAGCUAUCACCGACGUUUAAAGCAGGACAUCGGACCACCUCUCGCGCACACCACAAGAAACUACACAAUGGCCGAUCUCGAAAGCGGUCCACCCCCCUCGCAAUCCCAAUCCCAAAACCCCUACCACGACCACGACACCACCGACAAUCUCGCCUCCUUAACUUCCACACACACCUCCAUCCACGGCUCCGACCGCCCCAUCGCCCCCGGCGCCGACGACGCCUGGGAUGCUUCCCUCACUUAAACCCCUACGUCCCCACCGACUCCGUCGCCUACGCAAACACGCGCAUCAUCCGCAUCCCACGCGACUGGAUGAUCGCCGGCG
Pseudogymnoascus destructans is the source of this 2050-nucleotide messenger RNA. RefSeq lists its product as uncharacterized. The record is from RefSeq and is a predicted model, not a curated record. The transcript has a single exon. Lineage: Eukaryota; Fungi; Ascomycota; Leotiomycetes; Thelebolales; Thelebolaceae. Bases 351 to 1274 code for a protein of 307 amino acids.